AUGCCGGCCGAGUGCCUCCCCAAGGCGGAGGGCGCGUGCGUGUGUGUGUCCCCACCCUUUGCUACUGCUGCUCUCGGUGAGGAACCUGGACGAAUGGAGAAGCCAGAGACCCCCGCAGCCUGGCUGAGCUUCCGCUGUGCCAAAGGGCAAGGGGACAGCACCCUCCCUACUGGUCACACCCAUCAGGCACCCCUCAACUUCCCAGCCAGGGAUUCCCUGGCCCGCUCUGGGUGGAGAAAUCGAGGCCCGGGAAGGGGGUCUCCUGCAGAGGCGAGUGGCUUUGCGCCCAGCCUUGGUUGCUGGACUGUGGACAGCCCCUGGGUCUUCAGGGGACACACAGCGACUCUGCCAGCAGUGAGGCAGGAGCGGGGCGUGGGUGCACCCCUCACCGAAACAGCACCCGUUUUCCCAAGGAGGCGGCAGAGGCGGGGAGGUUGGGUCACUCGCCUGGAGGGUCUAAGGGAGAGCGCGGCCUCGUCCUUCGGGCUGCCCUUCUCCCCGCCAGCGCCCCCAUUCCCGGCGGCGCCCGGGCCCUGGCUGCGCCGACCCCUUUUCAGCCUGGAGCUGUCCGACGCGGAGGACGCCUUCCCGCGCCGCGCGGGGCCGCUCGAGAUCCCGGCCGACAGCCGCGUGUUCGUGCAGGCUGCCCUGGCCCGUCCCUCUCCGCGCUGGGACCUCGUCCUGCACCGCUGCUCAGUGACACCGUCCUCCCGGCCGGCCCCGGGGCCCGCCCUGGCGCUGCUGCGCGGGGGCUGCCCCGCCGACUCCUCGGUCGUCUUCCCGCCGCCGCCGCCGCCGCCGCCGCCGCCGCUCCCGGGUGCUGCCCGUCCCGCGCGCUUCAGUUUCAGCUUCCGCCUGCGCCCGGUCUUCAACGCCUCGGUGCAGUUCCUGCACUGCCAGCUGAGUCGCUGCCGCCGCCUCCGGGGAGCCCGCCGGACGCCCGCGCCUCUGACGCUGCCCCCGCCCUCGCCGAUCUCUUGGGGGCCCUGGGGACAGGCCCCUGAACCCUGGGGCCUGACAUCCCCAUCCCUUGCCUCCUCCUGCCCACAGUGUCUGCCUCGGGAUGAGGCGUGCGCGGGCGCCGGCAGCGGCAGCGGCAGCGGCGAGAGCCCGGGUGCCGACAGCCCCCACCUGCACACGCUGACGCAGCCCAUCGUGGUCACGGUGCCGCGGCCACCCCCCAGGCCGUCCAAGGGCGUCCCCGGCCGAGCCGUGCGCCCCGAGCCGCCUGCGCCGGCCCCGGCGGCCCUGGAGCCCGCGCCAGUGGUGGCGCUGGUGGUGGCGGCCUUCGUGCUGGGCGCCGCGCUGGCCGCCGGCCUCGGCCUCGUCUGUGCGCGUUCAGCAGCCCCCAGGGGGCGCUCUUGGCCCGACCCAAUGAGCGGCAACCCCUACCGCUCUGGAGCCUGCCUCUCCUUUCCAGCACCCCCAGCCCCCGGCGUCCUCCCGAGAGACUCGGCCGGCGGCCCCCAGCCCAGGAGGCCCCAGGAGUGUUCUGAAGGCUUCACGCCUAUUAACUUCAGUCAUCCUCGCAACAACUUCCAGGGCUGGCACACCCCCGGCGGGGUCCUGAGACACACCAGCCACGCCUCGAACCAGGUCCGCCAGGACUGGAUCGGCCGAGGUCGACCUCUGACCCGAUGGGACCGCCAUCCCAGCGUCCUGCACCCUCCCGCCUCCGACCCGCUGCUCCGCACACCCUCCCACCUGGGCUCAAAAUAA
This is a messenger RNA of Lynx canadensis (Canada lynx), 1719 nucleotides long. It is a transcript of the gene TGFBR3L, whose product is annotated as transforming growth factor beta receptor 3 like. The record is from RefSeq and is a predicted model, not a curated record. NCBI's taxonomy places the organism in Eukaryota, Metazoa, Chordata, Mammalia, Carnivora, Felidae.